Tachysurus fulvidraco (yellow catfish) is the source of this 1492-nucleotide messenger RNA. RefSeq names its product growth factor receptor-bound protein 2b (gene grb2b). NCBI's taxonomy places the organism in Eukaryota, Metazoa, Chordata, Actinopteri, Siluriformes, Bagridae. Bases 377 to 1030 code for a protein of 217 amino acids. Gene Ontology annotation, molecular function: protein binding. The transcript has 6 exons. The record is from RefSeq and is a predicted model, not a curated record.
GUUCAAGCUCAAAUCCAGCAGCAUAACAAGCGUCUGGUGAAAAGCUCUAUAUCGUUAAAACCUACGUCCUUUGACUCGUUUACUGGGAAAAUAAGUGCAACGAAUUGAGUAUUACUCAAAGUUGGAUGUAACCUGAAGUGAAAGAAGAGCGAAGGUCCUUAAUAAGUGAGAUUUGCCGGGACCUUUAUGUGAGAACAUCUACCGGAGAGACCCGGGACAGAGACUGGAGGAGAGAGACCAGGAGACACGCUGAUUUGUGUCCUGGACCUGAGCUCGUUCCUUUAUCCGCCUUCAGGGAGUAAACUCGGGGUGUGAAACCCGAUCCAGACGUUUUUCACUUGCAUUGGUGUAGACACACAGGUGCUGGAGCUGAAUCAUGGAGGCCGUCGCCAAGUAUGAUUUCAAAGCGACUGCUGAUGACGAGCUGAGUUUUAAACGCGGAGAGAUCCUGAAGGUAUUAAAUGAAGAAUGUGACCAGAACUGGUACAAGGCAGAGCUGAAUGGAAAAGAUGGAUUCAUCCCCAAGAAUUAUAUAGAAAUGAAAGCACACCCGUGGUUCUUCGGUAGGAUUCCCCGGGCGAGAGCAGAGGAGCUGCUGAACAAACAGAGGCAUGAUGGAGCUUUCCUUAUUAGAGAAAGUGAGAGUGCACCAGGAGACUUCUCCCUGUCUGUGAAGUUCGGCAAUGACGUGCAGCACUUCAAGGUGUUGCGUGAUGGUGCAGGAAAGUACUUCUUGUGGGUUGUAAAAUUCAACUCGCUCAACGAGCUGGUGGAUUAUCACCGCUCUACCUCAGUCUCACGAAACCAACAGAUUUUUCUACGGGACAUUGAGCAGGUGCCUCAGCACCCCACGUAUGUGCAGGCCCUGUUUGACUUUGACCCUCAAGAGGACGGAGAGCUAGGUUUCCGCCGUGGAGAUUUCAUCCAGGUCCUGGACAACUCUGAUCCUAACUGGUGGAAGGGCGCAUGCCACGGGCAGACAGGCAUGUUCCCACGCAAUUACGUCACACCUGUCAACCGGAACAUGUAAAGCAACAAACGUCUAGGUCCCUUCUUUCCAAAAACACACACCCCUUCUCAAAAAAGCCUAAAUGUCCCCCUCUGCCGUUAACACCCCGUGUUUUGCAGAGCAAAAAGAGAACAAUGGAAGCUGGAAAAAAGAGAAAAAAGGUCAGCAGAGUGUGUUUCAUUUUUUCAGUGACAUGGGCGCAAAAAAAAAUCAACACUGAUUCCUGAGAAUUAUUGUUUGCAUCACUAUGAACGCUUGCAGCCAGGGUCUAAUGAGCCUAAGCUUAGUGCAACACCAAACAAAUUAACGCCACAACGAUCCUGUGUGUAGAUUUCCCCUCCCCAUCGUCUCCUUUUCAACACCUUAUCCCUGUAGUGCAUUUUCCUUUCAUUAAGUUUUGGCUGCAUGUUUUAAUCACAUUGUAAUAGUAAAUUUUGAAUUUUGAGGCCAUUUUAAGUUCAAGAAAAAGAUUUAAAAUGAAAA